AUGCCCAAACUCAAGGUCCUCAUCUGUGGUGCAGGCAUAGCAGGCAAUGCCCUCGCCGGCUGGCUCUCGAACCUCGACCACGACAUCACUGUCAUCGAACGAUUCCCAAGCCUGCGCGCAAGCGGGCUGCAAGUCGACCUACGGGGCCAUGGCGUCGAGGUCAUGAAACGCAUGGGUAUCGAGAAGGUUGUGCGCGCCAAGACGGUCAACGAGCCGGGGAUGGAGCUCGUGGACAGCUCGGGCAAGUCGAGAGCAUACUUUCCGGCGAACAGGACGGGGCAAGGCCCACAGGCUUUCACGAGCGAGUUCGAGAUCAUGAGGGGAGACUUGUGUCGGAUUCUCUAUAAUGUGGCGAGGCCUCGCGUCAAGUUCCAGUGGGGCAUCUCUGUACAGAAUCUAGACGACAAGGGCGACUUUGUCGAGGUCCUGUUCUCGGAUGGCACGACGGAUCGGUUCGACCUGGUAGUGGGCGCCGACGGCAUUUCGUCACGUACUCGAAGGAUGAUGCUGGGCCCUGGAACGCCCGACAUGAUCGACUACAUCGGGGUCUGCAUAUCCUAUUUCACCAUUGCACGAGAAGCACAGCCAGGGGAAGAAUGGACGGCAAAAGGGUACUUCGGCACUGGCAAGCGAUGGAUUCUCACACGACGGAACGAUCCACACCGGCUUCAGGUAUAUCUGGGCUGCGACGCAGUGAGAUUGCAGGACGUCAAGAAAGGUGAUGUUGCAGAGGAAAAGAAGGCCCUGCAGAGGAUCUUCCAGGGCAUAGGCUGGGAGAUUGCGGGUAUCUUGAAGUCGCUGGGGGACACAGACGAUCUCUACUGUGAGCGUAUCGGCGUUGUCAAGAUGCCGUCGUGGUCCAGUAACCGCGUGGUCCUUGUCGGCGAUGCGGCACACUGUCCCACGCCAAACGCAGGGAUGGGCGUCACCUCCAGCCUCGUUGGUGCGUACGUUCUUGCAGGGGAGAUCGGCCACGCCCAAUCCGACACUGAUCUUCUGAGCGCACUGAAAGCCUACGACCAAAAGUAUCGCCCUUUUAUUGACCGGCUUCAGCAUGGGAUCUCGAGCAAGAAGUCAUGGCUUCGCAAGCUUUUCGACAAUAUUGUCGCAACACCGUUUGGCGUCCGGGUCCUGUAUUGGUUCAUUACGCUCAUUGGUCUCCUGAGGCUGGACAUUGUGAUGAAGUUCUUUGGACACGAAGACACUAAGACCUGGCCUCUGCCGGACUACAAGAUUACAUGUGCCUCGGGGGACGAGGGGGAGGAGGAGGAGGACGGAGAGGAUAGGACAUAA
Molecule: messenger RNA, 1293 nt
Organism: Cryphonectria parasitica EP155
Lineage: Eukaryota; Fungi; Ascomycota; Sordariomycetes; Diaporthales; Cryphonectriaceae
Product: FAD binding domain protein
Exons: 1
Coding region: 1-1293 (430 amino acids)
Molecular function (GO): FAD binding
Source: RefSeq, a predicted model, not a curated record